CUUCUUGAUGGGAAACAUUCACGUUGAAUUGCACGUACUUAGCAGUGACUAUCAUUCAUGAUCUGUAGGCUGCAUGGGAGUUGGCCAGUUAUCAUAGCACUUGGAUAUGUACUAACGUUGGCGGUCUCUAUCAUGGCCGAAGCUGAACCGCAGCACGCGUUCGAUCUUAGGAUCCCUCACAAAGGAAACGAGACUCGCUGGACGGUCUCAAUCUCAGACGAAUGGGAUGUUCUAGGACCGUUUCCUAUCCACGCACGUGAACAGCACUUUCUCUCCCCCUCGUUCCCAAUCGACCUUUCACGGGUGGUUGACCUUUCCCUUCGCUAUCCAUCCUCCUACGCAGAUGGAGGCUCCGUAGGAUGGACCAAAGCCACAUCUUCUAACGGCAAUCUGGCCGUCUCCUUCCCGGACGUAAGAUGGGAUUCGCUUCGGCGUACAGAAGGGUGGGCGGCGUUGCAGCACCACAGUCUUCUGCGAACCGCCAUAGUUAUCCAACCCCUUUUAUCAGGGUCGACCGAUGAGACCUUAAGCUCGCCAAGACUAUCGGUCUCAAUGCUACAGGGAUCUCUUUUCACCAUCACGCCCUCUUCUCCAAAUCUCAAUUUUACGCCAAAAUGGUAUGCUGGGAAUAUAUAUGCCAUGGGUGCUUCUCUACCCCAAGCUGUGAGCCUGCCAGAACCACCUUCUCCAACAGAGCCUACCGUGUAUCAUCUCUUCUUGAGCGGAGAUUAUGAGAUCAGGCUGUUUGGAGACCCGAAAGCUCGAGGCAGCGAUGUACCAGAAUUACAAAUCAGCUAUACUGUCGAGAUAGAACACCCUCGAGAGGCUCUGACAGUACAACCCACUCAUCAUGUCGUACCUGACUUCGUAGACGGGUGGGCUUUUGGGGAUGCCUUUGGUAUUGGUCUUCGCAGUGUGGAUGGCUGGUGGACAGUCACUGAUGCCAAGAUCCACAAUGAAGAGUUCGAGUUGCCCACUCCGACGGCUCUGCAUGACACAAGCAGCUUACACGAUUAUCAGGUACUUCCCCUCCGGCCAAGCAGGUUAGCACCGACACAGACUCGCAUUAUACCAUUACGCUUUACCCAGAAGAAACCGCUAUGUGCAUCUGAACUUCACUUGGAACUCUCUGCCACAUCCCACACUGGAGUUUCCCUUACAAUCCAUGUUACCCUCCAUGUCAAACAGCAGACGCAAUGGAACUCUACCCGCUCCUCACCAAUCAAGGCCACGUACUUCUUCGCGGGUUCGAUGCCUACGGGAUUCCUUGUCACACCUCCUAAAGAACAGAAAAAUGGGCAAUUGAGAACCCCUCUUCUCGCUUUACACGGCGCGGGGGUCGACAUCUUUGCUCAAGAUUUCUGGCCCCAAGCUCUCCCUCGACAGCAAUACAGCUGGAUUAUCAUGCCCAUUGGACGAACGAGCUGGGGAUUGGAUUGGCACGGUCCGAGUGCUGAAGAUGCGUGGUCAACUGUAGAUGCAUUAUUCCAAAUACUCCAAGGGCAUCACCGAUGGCAUCCGUGGCGUAUUGCAAACAAUUCACGUGUCGUGCUUCUGGGACACUCAAAUGGAGGACAGGGAACGUGGUACAUGGCAUCUCGUCAUCCAGAUCGAGUCGUAGCAGCCGUGCCUGCCGCUGCAUACAUAAAGUCGCAGGCAUAUAUACCCCUCACGCUAUCAAGGUCUGCUCAUUAUAUGGAUCCGUCCCUUCGAUCUAUUCUCGAGUCUUCGCUGACUCCUGACGAUAACGACCUCUUCAUCUCAAACCUCGCAGGCACGCCUGUACUCGCCGUUCAUGGAGGUGAUGAUGAGAAUGUUCCUGUGUGGCAUACUCGUGAGGCCGUUAGUGUCUUCAAGACGUGGUAUCCUGAUGCGAAUAUUACGUUUAAGGAAGAUGCUGGAGAGAGUCAUUGGUACCCUACUGUAUUUGACAAUGACGAAGUCCAGGAUUUCAUUCGCAGCGCUGUAAAGCAAGCCAACCCCGCGGAUGCAUCAUCUCUGCAUUCGGCCUCGCAGUUCACUCUAACGGUUGCUGUUCCAAGAGAAAGUGGAUCACUCAACGGAUGGAGAAUUCUCCAAUUGAGGACUCCAGGACGUCUCGGUCGGCUCACUGUGGAGGUCAGCAGUGAGUCUGUGUCCGUGAAGACUCAGAAUGUGGCAGCAUUCUCUAUCAAGUGGUCAACUUCAUUUUUCGACACUUUUAUCAUCGACGACUCUGAAGUCAACGUAGACUUCGCUGGUGAGGGUACCCAACUUAGCUUUGUCUAUAACAGUCAUAGAUGGCAGAAUCUUCUCAUUCAAUUCUCGGGCCGCAUGUACAACAUUUUCGCAACGGCUGGACCUCUUACUAUUAUAAUCCCCAACAAUUCGUCUUCUGUACAGUCGGCUGCUGCGCGUUUGGCUCAUGACCUAGAUACAUACCACAAACUUGACGCGGAAAUUGUGUACGCUGAAGCUGCCGUCCGGCAGUUGACGGCUGGCAGUCUGAGCCAGGGGAACUUGAUCUUACUCGGUGGGGCUUCAAACACCUUCACUCAUCGUUUGCUUGCCGCCAAGCACACUGUUUUCAGUAUGAAUGGUGAAUAUAUCCGUAUACGCGGAAAACCGGUUGAUCCAACAUUCGCGACGUUGUUCCUUCAUCCCCAUUCCACCAAUCCUGCAGGGCUUGUUUUGAUUUCGUUUACAAGCAACGACAGUGCCUUGGAGAGAGCAAUGCGACUGUUCCCAAUGCGCACGGGCAUUACUCUUCCUGACUGGAUAAUGGUCAGUGAUUUGACGGAUUCCAUAGGAAGUGGAGGCGUCCAAGCUGCCGGGGUCUGGAAAAACAACUGGACGUGGAACGAGCCGAUGUCAUUCAUUCAUGCAUUCUAGAUUAUAACAACUGGUAUUAGGAGUAAUACAUUGGGAUAUACAGAACACAGUUAGGAUAAGCAGUAGUUGGAUGCGUAAAACCCGGCCGUAAGCAAAGUUCGGAUGGCUACGUAUACCUUUUGGAACACGGGGAAUGCGAGGUCAUAUUACAAUACAAAUGCGAUGAGGAGAGGACAGAUCCCAAAAGAGAAAAAGAACAAGAGGAUAUAUAGAACAGAUAGCGACGUCGAUAGCGGUAACAGUCUACGGGAAAAUUGAUUUGGCCACCUGUCAUGCGAUGUCAGUGGCGACUUUCCGUUUC
Somion occarium is the source of this 3172-nucleotide messenger RNA. Lineage: Eukaryota; Fungi; Basidiomycota; Agaricomycetes; Polyporales; Cerrenaceae. The record is from the annotation of a GenBank genome assembly.